This is a messenger RNA of Macadamia integrifolia, 693 nucleotides long. RefSeq lists its product as uncharacterized. The transcript has a single exon. The coding region runs from base 137 to 514 and encodes 125 amino acids. Gene Ontology annotation, cellular component: membrane; photosystem II. Gene Ontology annotation, biological process: photosynthesis. Lineage: Eukaryota; Viridiplantae; Streptophyta; Magnoliopsida; Proteales; Proteaceae. The record is from RefSeq and is a predicted model, not a curated record.
CUCCCAGCGCCCAUUAUCUUCAUCUCCAAUUCCAUCGGUUCGAGCUCUCCAUUCACUUUUCUCUCAAAACGCUCACAGAUCUUCAAUAACCAUCAGUGGAAUUCACAGCCUCCUUGUUUGAGGAAGAUAAACCGAAAUGGCAUCCACUUCCGCUGUUUCAAUGGCACUACCAUUAACUUCCGCGAGCCAUAAGACGCAACCACCGUGCUCUAACGCCUUCAUCAAGCCUUUGCCAGUGAGGAAGCCAUCGAAGGCGAUAGCCGGGGCAUCAUCAAGAGCCAAUUCAAAGCUUCAAGUUCAAGCAUCGCUGAAGGAAAAGGCUGUCACUGGAUUGACGGCCGCUGCCUUGACAGCUUAUAUGGUGAUUCCGGAGGUGGCUGAAGCAGCUGAUUCUAGCCUAUCGCCUUCCCUUCAGAACUUCUUGCUUAGCAUCGUGGCUGGAGGAGUGGUGCUUCUUGUCAUCUUUGGGGCCGUCAUUGGAGUUGCAAACUUCGACCCUGUCAAGAGGACCUGAUAGCAAGGGGUAGAGGGAGAAAUUAUGAUUUCCAAAGAUGUCCUUUUCUCUCCUGUUUUUCUUUGCCUUCUAUGUUCUUCAGUAAUUCUCUGUAUGUUCAUGUUUUCUUCACUUCGGUAAUCUGUAACUUUUGUACUCUCUUUUUAAUUGGUGGUUACAAAGACAAAAUCGAUAAGCCA